UCCUCUCUCUCUUCUCACUUCGGCUUCCCCAACCCCCCACCUACCUCCGAGAAACCCAACCAGCGUUCCUGACCUCCAUUCCCUCUCUCUCUUUCCACUUCGUCUUCCCCAACCUCCAUUCCCUCUCCCUCGCCACAACGAAAGUCCGAGAACCCAAACCCACUUCCCCAACCUCCAUUCCCUCUCCCUCCAUUCCCUCUUCGUGUGCAUCCAAUCGACGAACCCACAACCCAGUCGAGGACGACAAAACAACGACCACAAAAUCCAGUCGACACGCACCACCGUCCUCACGCACCACCGUCCUCAAUCGACACCCACUUCAGUCAAAAAGAUGGCUCCCAGACUCAUUAUUCCAGCACCCGAGCAUUUCACUGGCCGCGUCACAUAUAGGGGCACUGGAAUUUUUGCAAAAAUUAAAGCUCGGUUUGAGGAGUUCAACCUUAAUAACACGGCGAAGGAAAGCCGUUUCGGGAGCUUCUGGAAUGCCGUACCACUGACAUUCUCCUCGGUGUUAUUUCACCAGCUGAUGCUCCACAAAAUGAAAGUGGAUGCUCAGGAGGAGUUGAGGAUGAGGUUUUAUGUUGGUCGGAAGGAGGUCCGAUUCGGGGUGCUGGAGUUUGCACUCAUUACGGGUUUGGACUUCUCCUCGGGGCCAACAGAAGAGGAGAAGGCUGCGCAGGUCGCGCGCUCGGGGUCAGACCGAUUGAUCAACAAAUAUUUCAACCGGUCUGAUAGUGUGAAGACAGAAGCACUCCAACUUCAGUUCACAAACUGCCAGAACCCGGAAGACUUGUACAAGCUCGGCUUGUGCUUGUUUGUGGAGUCGGUGCUUCGGGCCGCGAGGCCAACGCGCUGA
Molecule: messenger RNA, 856 nt
Organism: Cannabis sativa
Lineage: Eukaryota; Viridiplantae; Streptophyta; Magnoliopsida; Rosales; Cannabaceae
Exons: 2
Coding region: 332-856 (174 amino acids)
Source: RefSeq, a predicted model, not a curated record